AUGCUGUGCCAGGUGGUCUUCGAGGGCAAGUCGGUCACGCGGGGGACUUUUGACUCGUGGCGGCUGUUCAAGUUCACCCUGCUGGGCGGCGCGCUCGUCGGGCCCGUCCUGCACAACUGGUACCUGACGCUGGCGAACAUCGUGAAGGUGCCGGGCACGGCGGGCGUGGUGGCGCGCCUGGUGCUCGACCAGGGGGUGUUUGCUCCGUUUUUCAUUUCUACCUUCAUCGCGUGCCUGAUGGCCAUGGACGGCGACCUCGCGAACGUGCCGGCGAAGCUCCGGCAGGACCUCGGCGAGACGGUCGUCACGAACUGGAAGAUCUGGCUGCCCUUCCAGUUCCUUAACUUCCGCUUUGUCCCUCAGCAGUUCCAGGUGCUGGCCGCCAACGUCGUCGCGCUCGUCUGGAACGUGUGCCUGAGCUUCAUUUCCAACAGGGCCGUCGAGGACCCGGCGGCCGCGGGCGCGAAGAAGGCCUGA
Molecule: messenger RNA, 477 nt
Organism: Pedinophyceae sp. YPF-701
Lineage: Eukaryota; Viridiplantae; Chlorophyta; Pedinophyceae
Source: the annotation of a GenBank genome assembly